Salvelinus fontinalis (brook trout) is the source of this 1777-nucleotide messenger RNA. RefSeq names its product biogenesis of lysosome-related organelles complex 1 subunit 3-like. The record is from RefSeq and is a predicted model, not a curated record. Lineage: Eukaryota; Metazoa; Chordata; Actinopteri; Salmoniformes; Salmonidae. Gene Ontology annotation, cellular component: BLOC-1 complex. Bases 107 to 706 code for a protein of 199 amino acids. The transcript has 2 exons.
GAAUUUGUGCAGUACUUAGUUUUGGGUCAACCCUAGUGAGUGAGUGUUUUGACCGACUUCCGGGUGCUCAUGUGAUUAUUUUUUGCAGGACUGGAGGGGGUGUGGAAUGGCAAGUGACACAUACCAGAUAGUAGUGCAAGGCGAGGCGUCAGAGACCGACUCAGAUGAUGAGGUAUACAUCACUUCCCUCUCUCCACAUUCAACUGCCGGAGGGCAAAAGGUACCAGGGGAAGCGUCUGAGACUGACAGCGAGGGGGAGGUUGAGAAAGUACGGAAAUGUGUCAUUCCUGCAAGCUCUGAAAACCCACAAAUAUUACACAAGGACUUAACUCCCCUGCUUGUGAUCAGAGAUAACCCUGACGUUCAGUCCGUGGUGGAGGAGUUAGUUGUGUCUAGGCCUGAACACAGUGGGCUCUACUACAACACUUUACUUCAGCUGAAAUUACAGGAGAGCAAUGCACGUCUGUGCACGGAUGUGUCCCAGACCAUCAAACAGGUGUAUGGUAAUGCCACAAAGGAGAUCCGCAUGGCCACGACCCACCUGAACAUAUCCCAGAACGGCAUCAUCAACGCCUCCCACAGCAUCCGACUCAUUCUGGAGGACCUCAAGUCCGUCUCAGAGAAAAUGGACAUUAUCACCAGCUGUUAUCUGCUCCCCGAUAUUACCAUCCCCUCCUCUCCCACUACCCCUAUUCUCGGACAGUGAUGUUCCUCAUUCAUUGUUUCAUAUGUAUUAUGUAGGCUAAACAAUGGGAUAUCGUUAUUUGUAAAAGGCACUUGCAUUAGGUGAAUACAUUUUGCAUGCCAUUAAACUAUUACUGCUCCAUGUUAUUCAGAUAGCUUAUUCAUUGUAGUUGGUCAUAAUGGAUGCUUAUUGCUAUCAAUCAUAUGUUCAAGUAUUUAGCUCUUCACAACCAUAUGAGUUGUCUUGUCAAUCACUGUCUUUUCCAAUGCACCAAACCUUGUGUAGGCCAAGUGCACAGCCCACUCUUGUGGUGUCAGCAAAGCACUGCAAGGGAUGCGACCGCUGUGGUCAUUUUUGCGUAGAGUUAGAGUUGAAGAAACAACAGAAUCCCCAUUUACUAACUAAAUAAUGACAACAUUGAAUUCUAGGUUGUUAUCAUUGUGCGUUGCUGUAUUCACAUGUCAGUCAUUGAACUGCAAUAGGCCUCUACUUUAGAGAACAUUUUAAGGAACAGUUUAAAACAAUUUAAGAUACAGUGUAAUCCUUCCAAAGAUAUAAAAAGUGUUACAAAAUUGAAGAUUUUAUUUUAUCCAAUGGGAUUCCGGAGGGUUUGAUUAGCCAUUAUUUUUGCAGUCACUGACAUGUCGGGUGAGACUGAGCAUUUGGCAUGGCACCCAGGAAGUGCGAACUGAAAGUGAUCCAUUCUCCCAAGGUCAUCUGAAGGGCAUGUCUGAUCUCACUAUGGCUGGGCGGUAUACCGUAUUUUACUAUAUACCGGUUUGGGUUUUUACUUUACCUUCUAUAACGUUAUUUUAAUGUUUGGUUUGUUAAAUGUGAUACGCCGUGUGUAACGUCCAUUUUUAUAGUGUACUCCGCUACUUGAGUCAUCCCUCCACUCUCUCUCUCUCUCCAUGCCGCUUUCCACACAGACCUAGUUCCACCCCCUGUCACUCAAGGAGCUCAUUUGUUGUUGCUUGACCACGAGACACUUUCAGUCUGCAUGGUCAAUGCAGCACAUGCAACAAUGUUGAUGACAAUGAUGUUGUUUCCACUUUGAUCUUAAUAAAAUCCACAUGCGUUCUAUAAUUACAA